GCCCUCGCGAAGCACCGAUGGCACCGGUUUACCGGCUGGUGUCAGGUACCAUCCCAUAGGAUAUCUGAUAGAGAUUGCCGGCAGUAGGGGCUGGGAAUCCUAUCAUAGCUUUCCAGCCUCGGCUUUGGGGGUUGCGGGUUCACUUGAGCCGCUUUUUCUAUGAUAUGAUACUACGCCCGCAACAGACGGAGCGACUCACAGUUGCAUGGCACAGUGCCCAGCCUACGGGUAGUCCUUGCCCCCCAGCCCCAGAACACCACACCAGACAGAACCCGCUCUUACCUUCUCGAGUUCCCCUCCAACACCAGCAUCCACUUUCAUCGCCAGCCUUCCUCCACCUGCCCAGAACCCCGCCAUCCGGUGAACUCGAUUUGCGAACAGUUCACUUUCACAAAUCCUUUCCUUAUAUUUUCCCUCUUCUCCUUUCACAUCCCGACUCUAUUCCCCUGGCACACUACGCUAGUUUCGGCAUUUUUCACGGACUACCAGAGCAGCUUUGUUUCUAUUCUACAUUCCCUCUUUGCAUUAAUAAGGAGUCCAGAUGAUGCAGCCAAAGGCACCAAACAGGGAGGACCUUGGCCAAACGUGAGUAUUUCCUGUAUCCCUAUUUGGUGAUAGUUUGAGGCUGAAUUAUCAUGUUAGAUGGAGCUAUCUCGAGGCGGGUGUUGAAAAGAUAAUGAAGGAUCUCCAAACAGGUGUUGAUAUGACUACGGUGAGAUAUUUUGCAUCUGGCUCUUCACCGUUGAUAUUGUACCCGCUAAGCUAACCACCCUCUUAGUAUAUGGGCGUCUAUACGUAAGAUAUUCUUCCCAGAACGCUUUUGCUGUUUUGCUCACUAACUGCUCUCCUGCCUGACCUCAGUGCGGUUCAUAAUUUUUGUACAUCCCAAAAGGCAGUGAACUCUAGCCCUCAAGCGCUGCAUAAUUCAGGUGCCGUUCAUCGAGGUGGUCUGUCGUCAUCCAACUUUAGAGAAAGUUCUGGCUUGCUGAUUUUGUUUUUGAGGCGCUGUAGCUCAUCUACUCGGAGAGGAUCUCUACAAAAACCUUAUUGGUUACCUCAGCAAACACUUGACCGCUCUGAAGGAUGUUCGUUGGAUAAAUUUCUAUUCUGCUACUAAUUAUGAUCAUUCGCUGAUUUGGCGGGCUUAGGAGGCAUCUGGUCAUGCGGAUGAAGCCCUCCUCGCCUUAUACAUUCGCGAUUGGGAUCGGUACACUACUGCCGCAAAGUACAUUAACCACCUGUUCCGAUAUCUUAAUCGACAUUGGGUGAAGCGUGAGAUGGAUGAAGGCAAGAAAAACAUCUACGAUGUUUAUACAGUUCGUUGGCUCUUUGGGGAAGCAAAGAACUAGCGCUGAUAUUAGGUGUUGUAGCUCCAUCUUGUCCGUUGGAGACUUGAUCUUUUCGAUCAUGUCCAAAAAUAUGUCAUGGACGGUGUUUUGAAGCUCGUUGAGAAGCAGCGAAAUGGUGAGACCAUCGAGACUGCUAUGGUCAAGAGCAUAGUAGACUCCUUUGUUUCGCUGGGACUCGACGAGAGCGAUUCCUCCAAAUCAACCUUGGAUGUCUAUCGUCAAUUUUUUGAAAAACCCUUCCUGGAGGCUACCACUGCAUAUUACCAAAUGGAGUCUAAGCAGUUUGUGGCCGAGAACAGUGUGGUAGAGUACAUGAAAAAGGUUUGUGCUCUCGUAGUUUAUCGUGACGCUUGGCACUAAUAUGAAUUCUAGGCCGAGACCAGGCUAGCUGAAGAGGAGGGGCGUGUACAGAUGUAUCUCCACCCCGAUAUCUAUGGACCAUUGAUGAAGACCUGCCAGAAAGUCCUCAUUCAAGAACAUGCUCCCCUUCUCCGGGAGGAGUUUCAGGUGUUGCUAGAUAACGAUCGUCAGAGCGAUUUACAGCGGAUGUACAACCUUCUCUCGCGUAUACCGGAUGGGCUUGAACCUCUUCGUACGAAAUUUGAGGCGCAUGUUAGGAGGGCGGGGACAUCUGCGGUUGAUAAGAUUGCUGAUGAGGGCGGAGACAAUCUCGACCCAAAAGUCUAUGUCGAUGCUUUGUUGGAGGUUCACACCCAGUACCAGAAUCUUGUGAAUGUUGCGUUCAAAGGCGAGGCAGAGUUCGUUCGUUCACUGGAUAACGCCUGUCGUGAAUUUGUCAACAGGAACAAGGUGUGCAAGUCGGCAUCUACAAAAUCCCCUGAACUUCUUGCAAAGUAUGCAGAUUCACUUUUGCGUAAGAGCGCCAAGAGCGCUGAAGAAUCGGACCUCGAGAAUAAGCUUUCUGCCAUCAUGACAGUCUUCAAAUAUGUUGAGGACAAAGAUGUAUUUCAGAAGUUUUACUCUAAAAUGCUGGCGAAGAGACUGGUGAACUUUACUUCGGCCUCUGACGACGCAGAGACAAGCAUGAUUGGAAAGCUCAAGGAGGCUUGUGGUUUCGAAUAUACCAACAAACUCCAACGCAUGUUCCAGGAUAUGCAGAUAUCUAAAGACCUCAACGACAGUUAUAAGGCGUGGUUAGAAGGAAAGGGCGAGAGUGCGUCUAAUGGCGUUGACUUCAGUUGCCAAGUUCUCGGAACAUCUUUUUGGCCCUUGAACCCUCCCACAACCCCGUUCAAUAUACCUGAAGUUAUAGUUCAAACCUACACUCGAUUCGUUGAGUUCUACAACGGGAAGCACAACGGGCGUAAAUUGACCUGGUUAUGGCAUCUUUGCAAAGGGGAACUAAAAGCCAGUUACUGCAAGGCAACCAAGACCCCAUAUACUUUCCAGGUCUCGACAUACCAGAUGGCCAUGCUUUUGCUGUUUAACGAUGCGACAAAGAUUUCCUACGAGGAAUUUGAAAAAUCUACGGGAUUGUCUAAGGAGUAUAUGGAACCUGCCUUGGCAGUCUUCUUGAAAGCUAGGGUGUUGACCAUAUCGCCCCCCGGCUCGAAAAUUGGGCCGGGGACUCAAUAUUCCCUUAAUUUCGACUUCAAGUCGAAGAAGAUUCGUGUGAACCUCAAUAUGGCUGUCAGGGCAGAACAGAAGCAGGAGGUUGAGGAGACUCAUAAAACCAUUGAAGAGGACCGUAAGCUUCUGAUGCAGGUAAGAUAUGUAUCUGUUGUUGGAUAUAGAAUUCUUUCACUAAUAGUUCCUAGUCCGCGAUUGUUCGUAUUAUGAAGGCCCGAAAGGUCCUCAAACAUGUUGUAUUGGUGCAGGAGACCAUUGGGCAAAUCAAGUCCCGCUUUACACCCAAGAUUCCUGAUAUCAAAAAGUGUAUUGAUAUCUUGUUAGAGAAGGAGUACCUUGAGCGUUUGGAUGGGGAACGCCUAGGUAUUGUUUCCUUUGUUCCGGCCGAAACUAUUCGCUAA
This is a messenger RNA of Tuber aestivum (summer truffle), 3340 nucleotides long. Lineage: Eukaryota; Fungi; Ascomycota; Pezizomycetes; Pezizales; Tuberaceae. The record is from the annotation of a GenBank genome assembly.